Messenger RNA from Sphaeramia orbicularis (orbiculate cardinalfish), 2310 nucleotides. It is a transcript of the gene tbxas1, whose product is annotated as thromboxane A synthase 1 (platelet). The record is from RefSeq and is a predicted model, not a curated record. Gene Ontology annotation, molecular function: heme binding; oxidoreductase activity, acting on paired donors, with incorporation or reduction of molecular oxygen; steroid hydroxylase activity. Bases 70 to 1767 code for a protein of 565 amino acids. Lineage: Eukaryota; Metazoa; Chordata; Actinopteri; Kurtiformes; Apogonidae. The transcript is spliced from 14 exons.
UAAACGCAUCGACACGAAGAAGAGCCUUUUUACCUAAUGAUAAUAUGAGCUGGAGUUGUUAUUUUCAGAAUGGAAGCUCUAGGUGACAUCCUAAAUAUAUUCCCCACUAAUGGCAGUGGGUUAUCAGUGACACUCAGCCUUUUCCUGAUCUUUCUUGGUCUUCUCUACUGGUAUUCAGUAUACCCUUUUUCAGUGCUCUCAAAAUGUGGCAUCAAACAUCCAAAGCCAGUGCCUUUUUACGGCAACAUAUUCAUGUUUCGCCAGGGAUUUUUCAAUCCAAUUAGUGAUCUUAUAAAGACACAUGGUAGAGUUUGUGGGUACUAUUUAGGCCGGAGACCUGUGGUGGUGAUAGCAGACCCUGAUUUGCUCAAGCAAGUGUUGGUCAGGGACUUCAGCAGCUUCCCAAAUCGAAAUUCUUUUCGCUUUGCUACCAAGCCCAUGAGUGACUGUCUGCUGUUGUUGAAGAAUGAAGAGUGGAAGAGAGUUCGGAGCAUCCUUACACCAUCUUUUAGUGCUUCCAAGAUGAAAGAGAUGGUUCCACUCAUCAACACAGCUACGGAAGCCUUAAUGAACAACCUGAAUGUCUAUGCGGAGUCAGGAGAGGCUUUUGACAUCCAUAGAUGUUUUGGCUGCUUUACCAUGGAUGUUAUUGCCAGUGUGGCUUUUGCAACUCAGGUGGACUCUCAGAACAACCCAGACGACCCGUUUGUCCAUCAUGCUCAGAUGUUCUUCUCCUUUUCUUUCUUCAGACCCAUCAUGCUGCUUUUCAUUGCUUUUCCUUUUAUUAUGGCUCCUUUGGCGGGCCUUAUCCCCAACAAAAGGCGAGACCAGAUGAACCAGUUCUUCAUCAGCAGCAUUCGGAAGAUCAUCAAGCAGAGAGAGGAGCAGCCUCCAGAGCAGAGGCGUCGGGACUUCCUUCAACUAAUGUUGGACGCACGAAACAGCAAGACUGAAGAGUGUGUGCCUUUAGAACACUUUGACACCGGGAGCCACUCUGAUGGCCUCGGUCACAGCUCUCAGCAAACAACGCCAUCAGCGUCACAUGAAAGACUCAAGCCUCAUCAGUCUCAGGAGCCUCCCACAAGGAGACCUCCAAAAAAGACAAUGUCUGAGGAUGAGGUUGUGGGUCAGGCUUUUGUUUUUCUCCUGGCGGGCUAUGAAACCAGCAGCAACACAUUGGCCUUCACCUGCUACCUCCUGGCUCUCCACCCUGAAUGUCAGCGCAAAGUACAGGACGAGGUGGAUGAUUUCUUCACCAGACAUGAUUCACCCGAUUACACAAAUGUCCAAGAGCUGAAAUAUUUAGACAUGGUUUUAAGUGAAGCACUGCGCCUGUACCCUCCUGGAUUCAGGUUUGCACGAGACAUUGAACAUGACUGUGAGGUGAAUGGCCAGCGCCUCCCUAAAGGAGCGUGGUUGGAGAUCCCAGCAGGUUUUCUCCACCAUGAUCCAGAGCACUGGCCAGAGCCAGAGAAGUUCAUCCCUGAGAGGUUCACUCCAGAGGCUAAAGCCAGUCGGCAUCCAUUUGUAUACCUGCCAUUUGGGGCCGGACCCCGGAACUGUGUGGGAAUGAGACUGGCUCAGCUGGAAAUCAAAAUGGCUUUAGUCUGUCUGUUCCACAGGUUCAGCAUUGUGUCAUGUUCAGAGACCAAGGUUCCUCUUGAGCUCAAGUCAUCCAGCACUUUAGGACCUAAAAAUGGCAUAUUUGUUAAAAUAGUGAGAAGAGGCAUGGAUGAAGGUCAAACAGAUGCUGCACCGGAUGAUUAGGAACAAAGUGUUCAUUGUUUUGAAUGGGAAUAUAUAUAUAUGCAGUCAAAAUCCAUCCUACUUCUGAGGGGCUUCAGUUGUGAUUCAUCUGAUUUAGAGUGAAAAUGCACUGUAGAGUUCUGUUAUAGUCGUGAACUGGAAAGUGGCCUGGAUGUUUGUGCUCUACUGAUUGAUAAAAUGAAGCACAAACAGAAGGUUGGCCAGUAUUAGUCACAUAUCCAGUCAGGCACUGAUGGGCGUCUCUCUGCAAGAAUUAAGACAAAAGAGGGAAUUAAAUUUUAUUUUACUAAAAUGAAAGUAACUCAACCUUUGCAGCUCAGUCGGCCAGGAUUCAGAAAUAUUGUUCAUGUGUAGCAGGCUACAAUACCUCAGAUUAACCAUUAAUCUAAGACACUGGUUUGGAUUUCAUGCCAUGUUAGGUUUUCUUCAGGAUGUGGUGAAAUUAAUUUAUGAUUCUUGACACAGUAAUACUAUGUUUCUGCAUCAGACACUGUUCUAUGAUUAAACUUGCUAUUUUAAAUGACAAAUAAACUAUAAGAUCUA